Cydia pomonella (codling moth) is the source of this 3050-nucleotide messenger RNA. It is a transcript of the gene Syn1, whose product is annotated as beta-1-syntrophin. Lineage: Eukaryota; Metazoa; Arthropoda; Insecta; Lepidoptera; Tortricidae. The transcript is spliced from 7 exons. The coding region runs from base 542 to 2086 and encodes 514 amino acids. Gene Ontology annotation, cellular component: dystrophin-associated glycoprotein complex; intracellular anatomical structure. Gene Ontology annotation, molecular function: protein binding; structural molecule activity. The record is from RefSeq and is a predicted model, not a curated record.
AUUGGGCUAGCGUGGGGACUAUAGCCCGAGCCCUCUCGUACAUGAGAGGAGGCCUGUGCCCAGCAGUGGGACGUAUAUAGGCUGAAUUAUUAUUAUUAAACUACAGUACCACAGGGAAUUAAUUAUUAUUAUUUUAUUCCCUACUAUUACAGCUGAAUGAUGACAUAUUUGGGUCUACGAAAUCUUAUUGUUAUUUUGUAGCAUGACGCAUUUCGUCCGUAGAUACCUCUCUAAACGUCACCUCAGUCAAUCACUAGCGCUACUGAUUGAUGCGGACGAAAAUAAAACCAUUAAUAAAAAGAGAACUACGACAGACUACGAGAACGUAUUGGAGUAUACAGAAUGACAAGUCUGUGUUGUAUAUUGAUUGUGCAAUGAAAAUGUAUUUCGAAUUAUUUACAAUAUAUUAAUAUUCCGUUAUGUAUUAAUUAAUUGCAAAGAAAAUGGGCCGAGGACUAUGAACUAAGUACGUGAUCAUUUGUGCAUUCAUAGUGUUGCGUAGUUUUAUUUGUUGCUCAUCAUAACAUAGGUCAUUGAAAUAAUGGUUGAGAACGGCGGUUCAAGCGGGGGCAGCGAUAGCCCUAACGCGACUUGCGGGCGGUCGGGUCUGCUGGAGACGUUGGUACGCGGGGUGUGGUACCGGGUACACUGCUCCCUGGAGGACGACUACUUCAGCGUUUGCCUGGACGACGGCUACGAUGCAACGACAACUCUCAAUGGCACCCUCAACAAUAACAAUGUUGAAACACCCAACAGUGACUUCACGGAAGUGCCGGAAGCGAUCGCGAAUCAAAAACGACUAGUGCAAGUGGUUAAAUCUGACAAUAAUGGGCUUGGAAUAUCAAUUAAGGGUGGAAUAGAAAACAAUAUGCCCAUAUUGAUAUCAAAAAUAUUUAAAGGUAUGGCAGCAGACCUGACUGAACAGUUGUAUGUUGGUGAUGCUAUCUUGUCGGUCAAUGGAGAGGAUCUUAAGGAUGCUACACAUGAAGAAGCUGUUAAGGCUCUGAAAAGAGCUGGCAAAAUGGUUCAGUUGGAAGUGAAGUACCUCCGCGAAGUGACGCCAUACUUCCGGAAGGCGUCAAUCAUAAGCGAGGUGGGAUGGGAGCUGCAGCGCGGCUACAUGGCGGAGGCGCCGCCGUCGCCUCCCUCGCCGCGCCGCCGCCGCGCCGAUACCCGCUACGUGCCGCUGUUGAUGGCCUGCGUCGCCAAGAAUCUGCGCCACCACGACCCAGAACAGCGUACGAUCGAGGUGUACUCGCCGGACGGCGUGCACGCGCUGGCGCUGCGCGCGGCGGACGCGGCGGGCGCGGCGGGCUGGCACCGCGCGCUGCACGCGGCGGCGCGGCGGGCGGCCCGCGCGGCGCUGGCCCGCGCGCGCCCGCGCCUGCGCGCGCUGCUCGGCGACGUGCGCUACGCCGGCUGGCUGGCGCGCCGCCCCGCUAUGGACCAUAUCAGCGCAUCUGGUGGCUCCGACAGUUCCGAUGAAGCCGAGGGAUGGCAACCUACCUUUGUAGCUAUCACGGACCGAGAAUUAAGGCUGUACGAGGCGGCGCCGUGGUCGGCGGAGGCGUGGUGCGCGGCGGGCGAGGUGCUGGGGCUGGCGGCCACGCGGCUGGCGUGGUGGCGGCGCGGCGCGGGCGCGGCGGCGCUGGGCGUGCGCGCCGGCACGCCCGCCGGCCUGGCCGUGCGCGCGCUGCGCGCCGACACGCCGCACGACCUGGCCGCCGUCGCCGGCGCGCUCGUCGACGGCGCGCAUCGCGCCGUGCGCGCGCAGCCCGAGUUCACCUUCCGUUGUCGGUUCCGGGGCGCGUGCGCGCGCCUGUCGCUGGGCGCGGGCGGCGUGUGCGUGUGGGAGGCGGCGGGCUCGCUGGGCCGCGGCGGCGCGCGCGCGCUGUACCGCCGCCCGCUGCACGCGCUCAAGGCCUCCGCCGACGACGACCGCUCCGCGCUGUGGCUGCACUUCACGGACGACGACACCGUGGAACUGGAUAUGGAGGGCAGCCCGAAGCCGGCCGUGUUCAUUCUGCACAACCUGCUGUCGGCGCGCGUGCACGCGCUGCCCGAGGACUCCGCGCAGCCACUAUAACCACGCCACUGAACAUCUGUGAGUCCCUCCCACUAUCACCGACCCUGUUCCACCGGGCGGGGCGGCAAUUCUGUACUACGCGGGAAUGUGUGAUUUUCAUUCAACUUGUUAGAUGUUAUAGCUAUUACGAUCGUGAAAAAAUGCCGAGAAAACUUCAAAUAGAAUCUCGAAUAAAUAAUACUCCUUCGAUUUAUUGCUUGUUUGUUAUGUUUAUGUGAGUCUUUAAAAAUCUUGUUAAAAUUAAAGACGAUUUUGGUGUGCAUAGUAAUUAACAUUGAUGUUGGCCGCAGUCGAUGGCCGUUAGGGCCUUUAGUGCAAUUAUGAAUGUAUUAUACGAAAUGAGAAGCACAACGAGUACUGUUUAGGAUACUCCCGAUGGUUACUACUCCCACCGGCAGAGCAAAUGAUUUCAAUUAUUUAAAUGAUAAAUAAAUAACAGCGGCAACUGUAGGGUUUUAUGGAAGUAGUAACUAUUAGGCUUAACACGCACUGCGAUUAAUUUCUUGCGGUUUCAAUCUAAUUUCUUGCGAUUUCAGUCUUGCGAGUGCGUGCGCUCAUGCAGCAUGCUGUAUGUUACACUUUUUGCGGUUCUGAAACCGCAAGAAAUUAUUCGUAGUGCGUUCUAAGCCUUAGGGACAAACGCUCGGUUUGAUACUAUGGCGUAGUAAAACUGGUAAGUGCAAUUGCGCCAUGGUUUUAUGUUGUUUGUUUUAAAAUUAUGUUGUAGUUAUUACAUGUUCUUGUUUCCCAUGUUUUAAAAUUAAAUGGCAACUACGUGUAACAAAAAUGACAUGUAAUUUUUUAAAAAUAAAAUGGAGGAGCGGAGGCGAUGUACGCAAUAUUUCCGAACUUUAUACCGAGGCAAGAUACACAAUAUUAAUUUUGAUUAUUUUCCCAUUACACCACUUUAUACUCAAUGUUGAACUCAAAAUUAUAAUAUUAUUGGAAUAAAUGGUAGCCACAU